GGCCGUAGAAACCUUAUGGAGUUGUGUUUGUGUCCAGGUCUCCAGUCUACUAUGGAUGAGGAGAGAGAGGAGGAGGGUCCUACCUCUAAGACCACUCUGUCUGGGGAACAUGGCCGCCGGAGCAAAGCUAAGAGGCCAGAGCAGCAGCAGAGAGCAGACUCCCCUGGACCCAGCCGUGUCUCCAUGAAGAGCAUACGUAACCUGUUCAGAAAAAAUAAGCAAAAUCAUGGACAAAGAGGCCAGCAGCAGAGAGCAGACUCCCCUGGACCUAGCUAUGUCUCCAUGAAGAGUGACCGGUCUAUGGAUCAACCUCUUUACUUUAAAGAUGGACGCCCCUCCAGAGGGGAGAGUCAACCCCACCAGAGGUCAAAGGUUACCAGUGCUCAGUCUGUACAGCAGCAUCAAACAGAGCUGAUCAAGAGGGCUGAGGGGAACGCACAUGCUUUCCUAGACAAGGAGCUGAAGAAGCUCUGGAGGGAUCUCUUCACAGAUUACCCACAAUGCUCAGAGAGGGAGGAGGGGGAGGAGGAGGAGGAGGAUGUUAAGAAGGAGGAGCAGAGGAGGCGCGCCACAGAGGGAGUGGUGGACAUCACAAAGCUCUGCCUGAUGGAGAUGAACCAGGAGGAACUGGCCGACACACUGUGGGGCGGAUCUGCUGCUGUUGAGUGCCAACAUAAAAUCAAGUCUCUUUUGAAGAAGAAGUUAAAGUGUGUGUCUGAGGGAAUCCCUAAAGCAGGAAAUCAAACGGGUCUGAAUGACUUCUACACAGAGCUCUUCAUCACAGAGAGAGGCAGUGGAGAGGUCAACAAAGAGCAUGAGGUCAGACUGAUUGAAACAGCUUCCAGGAAACCAGCCAAGGAAGAAACACCAAUCAACUGUGAAGACAUCUUUAAACCCUUACCUGGACGAGAUCAACCAAUCAGAACAAUAAUGACAACUGGAGUGGCCGGCAUUGGUAAAACCAUCGUAACACAAAAGUUCACUCUGGACUGGGCUGAAGGCAAUACCAACCAGGACAUACACUUCACAUUUCUCUUAACUUUCAGAGAGCUGAAUUUACUGAAAGAGAAAGAGUAUAGCUUGGUGGAACUUCUUCAUCACUUCUUUAUUGAGACCAAAGAAGCAGGAAUCUGCAGAUAUGAACGGUUCAAUGUUCUCUUCAUCUUGGAUGGUCUGGAUGAGUGUCGAUUUCCUCUGGACUUCCAGAAGAACCAGACCUGGACUGAUGUCAAAGAGCCGUCCUCGGUGGACGUGCUGCUGACAAACCUCAUCAGGGGCGACCUGCUACCCUCCGCUCUUAUCUGGAUAACCACACGCCCUGCGGCAGCCAAUCGGAUCCCUGCUGAGUGUGUUGACAUGGUGACAGAGGUGAGGGGGUUCACUGACCCACAGAAGGAGGAGUACUUCAGGAAGAGAUUCAGAGAGGAGACACUGGCCAACACAAUCAUCUCCCAUGUCAAGAAAUCACGAAGCCUCCACAUCAUGUGUCACAUCCCAGUCUUCUGUUGGAUCACUGCUACAGUUCUGGAGGACAUCUUAAAUAAAUCCCAGAUAGAAGAGAUGCCCAAGACCGUGACUCAGAUGUACAGCUACUUCCUUUGGGUUCAGUCGAUACAGGGGGACAGGAAGUACCAUGGGAGAGCUGAAACGGAUCCAUACUGGGGUCCAGAGAGCAGGAAGAUUAUUGUUUCUUUGGGAAAACUGGCUUUUAACCAGCUGGAGAAAGGCAACCUGAUCUUCUACGAGGCAGACCUGGCAGAGUGUCACAUCGAUAUCAGAGCAGCCUCACUGUACUCAGGAGUGUUCACCAAGAUCUUUAAAGAGGAGUGCGGGAUGUACCAGGACAAGGUGUUCUGCUUUGUCCAUCUGAGCCUCCAGGAGUUUCUGGCUGCCCUUUAUGUCUUUCUGUCCUUCAUCAACGAUGGUGUCAAUCUGCUCUCAGAAGAACCACCCACCUCUGGGGAAGAUAAACUCCUCCUCCUCUACCAGAGGGCUGUGGACAAGGCCUUACAGAGUGAGAACGGACAACUGGACUUGUUCCUCCGCUUCCUCCUGGGCCUCUCUCUGGAGACCAAUCAGAUUGUCCUACGAGGUCUGCUGGGACGGACAGGAACUAGCUCACUGACCAAUACAAAAACAGUGUCUUACAUCAAGAAGAAGAUAGAUGGAGAUCUCUCUCCAGAGAGAAGCAUCAAUCUGUUCCACUGUCUGAAUGAGCUGAACGACCGUUCUCUAGUGAAGGAGAUCGAACAGUACCUGACAUCAGGAAGUCUCUCCGGAAAAUCUCUCUCUCUUGCUCAACUGUCAGCUCUGGCCUUCAUCCUACUGACAUCAGAAGAGGAGCUGGACGUGUUUGACCUGAAGAAAUACUCUGCUUCAGAGGAGGGUCUUCUGAGGCUGCUGCCAGUGGUCAAAGCCUCUAAAACAUCUCUGCUCAAUGGCUGUCAUCUGUCAGAGAGAUGCUGUGAAGCUCUGGCCUCAGUUCUCAGCUCCAACUCCUGUUGUCUGAGAGAGCUGGAUCUGAGUACCAAUGAUCUGCAGGAUUCAGGAGUGAAGCUGCUCUCUGCUGGACUGGGGAGUCCACACUGUACACUGGAAACUCUCAGGCUCAAUGGCUGUUAUCUGUCAGAGGAAUGCUGUGAAGCUCUGGCCUCAGUUCUCAGCUCCAACUCCUCUAGUCUGAAAAAGCUGGACCUGAGUACCAAUGAUCUGCACGAUUCAGGAGUGAAGCUGCUCUCUGCUGGGCUGGGGAGUCCGCACUGUACACUGGAAACUCUCAGGUCAGUUAUCAGCCUCUUCUUCAAACUGGUUAUUCUAGCUUCCAGUAAGUGCUGCUCCUGCCUGAUGCAUUUCUGUUGAUCUUUCCCUGCUGAC
Messenger RNA from Gadus chalcogrammus (walleye pollock), 2874 nucleotides. RefSeq names its product NACHT, LRR and PYD domains-containing protein 12-like. The record is from RefSeq and is a predicted model, not a curated record. The coding region runs from base 16 to 2859 and encodes 947 amino acids. Lineage: Eukaryota; Metazoa; Chordata; Actinopteri; Gadiformes; Gadidae. The transcript is spliced from 8 exons. Gene Ontology annotation, molecular function: protein binding.